Molecule: messenger RNA, 1943 nt
Organism: Haliaeetus leucocephalus (bald eagle)
Lineage: Eukaryota; Metazoa; Chordata; Aves; Accipitriformes; Accipitridae
Gene: SLC25A46
Product: solute carrier family 25, member 46
Exons: 8
Coding region: 1-1227 (408 amino acids)
Biological process (GO): mitochondrial fission; mitochondrial membrane fission; axon development
Cellular component (GO): mitochondrial outer membrane
Source: RefSeq, a predicted model, not a curated record
AUGCACCCGCGGCGCCCCGAUGGCUUCGACGGCCUGGGCUACCGCGGGGGCGGCCGGGAGGAGCCGGGCCCCGGCGCCAGGCCCCUCGGCGGCGCCUCGGAGCUGGGCCACUGGGUGACCAGCCCGCCCGACAUCCCCGGCAGCCGCAACCUGCACUGGGGGGAGAAGACGCCGCCGUACGGGGCGGGGACCCCCUUGGGGGGCGCCGGCCUCAACGAGGAGCCCAACCUCGGGGCGGGCGGCCCCGGCGCCGAGCAGUUGAACAGAUUUGCAGGCUUUGGUAUUGGCCUUGCAAGCCUAUUUACAGAAAAUGUGCUGGCACAUCCUUGCAUUGUUUUACGUCGUCAGUGUCAGGUUAACUAUCAUGCUCGGAAUUAUCAUCUCACUCCGUUUACUAUUGUCAAUAUUAUGUACAGCAUCAAUAAGACACAGGGUCCAAGAGCUCUCUGGAAGGGAAUGGGCAGCACUUUCAUUGUUCAAGGCAUAACCCUGGGAACAGAAGGCAUCAUCAGUGAAUUUACACCUUUGCCAAGGGAGCUUUCACAUAAAUGGAACCUCAAGCAGAUCGGUGGACACCUUCUACUCAAAGGUUUAACACAUGUGAUAGCAAUGCCUUUUUAUUCUGCGAGCCUGGUUGAAACUGUACAGAGUGAAAUAAUUCGAGAUAAUCCUGGCAUCCUGGACUGUGUGAAAGAAGGACUCGGCAGAGUUGUAGGCAUGGGCGUACCCCAUAGCAAGCGUCUCCUUCCUCUGAUGGUCUUGACUUUUCCAACUGCUCUACAUGGAGUUCUUCACUAUGUCAUCAGUUCCAUUGUCCAGAAGCUUGUUUUGUUUGUUCUGAAAAGAGAUAAUCCCCACCACCUUCCAACUGAGAGCUCUGCUUCUGUGCAGAGCAUGCUCGAUGCGUAUUUUCCAGAACUUAUUGCUAGCUUUGCUGCUAGCCUUUGUGCUGAUGUCAUGCUUUACCCACUGGAGACAGUUUUACACCGCCUUCAUAUUCAAGGGACACGCACAAUAAUUGAUAAUACAGACCUUGGCUAUGAAGUGCUUCCGAUCAAUACUCAGUAUGAGGGGAUGAGAGACUGCAUAAAUACUAUAAAACGGGAAGAAGGAAUGCCAGGUUUUUAUAAAGGAUUUGGAGCUGUUAUAGUACAGUAUACCUUGCAUGUGGCAGUUUUACAGCUUACCAAAAUUAUUUACUCAACACUGCUUCAAAAUGUUUCUUAAUCUGUUCAGGUGUGUAUUUAGCACCAUGGACAUGAUUGACUUACUAACCUAAUUAUUGUUUAAAAUGGCUUAGAAAAUGACUUUUGAAGAAUCCACUCUGUGGAUUCUCCUUACACUGUACAAGAACUUGUUUUAAAAAUGGGGAUAUAGGUUCCUAAGUGUAAUUAAAAAAGUACUGUUUAAAUUUAAAAUUAUAGACACAAAUUGAAUAUAUAAUGUGCAGUCAUACAGAAGGGAAUCGGAUUUUAAAUGUGGUUGGAGUGAGGAUUUACCUUUCUUCUUGCCAGUUAACUGACUUAAGGAAUGGAUAUGAAUUCUUAAUAUCUGUUUUGUAAGCAUCACAUAUGUUAUUUGGUUUGGACUGUUAGCCAGUUCAAAGAAAUUUGUUUUCAUAAGUUGUAAGAACUUGCAAGUGGAAGACUGAUGAGUUUACUGGUCUUUUAAAGAUGUUUUCAACUUCACUGUUAAUGGAGCUGUGAGCAAAAUAGAAACUGUAAAAGUAACUUAAGUAGACAUAAAUGUCAUAAUUUACAGGUACACAGAAGACUUCUUACUUUGCUGCAGUGUGGCAGAAGACAGCAAAGGAAUCUUUCUUUGUAAAAAAUAACAAAAACUUGGGUUUGGGCAAAGUUGCACAGAAUGCAAACUGGGCCGUCUUGCAGUUUGUUUGCAAGGCUUACAGUAACUAAAGUGUGUGAAUAAAGCAAAUUAGAAAC